Lingula anatina is the source of this 2717-nucleotide messenger RNA. Its product is annotated as matrilin-1. The record is from RefSeq and is a predicted model, not a curated record. NCBI's taxonomy places the organism in Eukaryota, Metazoa, Brachiopoda, Lingulata, Lingulida, Lingulidae.
GAAAAGACCUGUAACUGCACAACUUCAAGUGGAAGUGUACAAGAUAGAACGCGAAUCACAAGAAGGGAAGAUUUAUAGAGUUGAAAGCAGCAGACGAUAGUUCUAUAAGAAAUUGACUUACAAUAAAGAAGGACUGCUUAGGAUAUUUUCCAGACUUUAAUUCCAAUUUCAGUUAUCUCUUUCUACAGUCACUUUACCAUGGAUCUCAGGCAUAUUGUACUAGCAGUGGCAGCGGUUUGCUCAAUGGCGUCUGCGGCGAGUGUUUCAAAGAGGGCAGAAGAAAAAAUUUGCGGUAAACCAUCAGACAUCAUCUUUGUCAUCGACGCCAGCAGCAGCAUUUGGCCACCACACUUCACAAAGCAGCUCAAAUUCAUCCAAAACGUUGUCGACCAAUUCAACGUCAAGGAUGAUGGUUCAGGGACCCGGAUAGGGGCCGUGGUGUUCAGCAACGCCGAGCUGACCAGGGUAGCGUUUGACCUCAACGACCACUUCGGUAAAGCCGCCUUAAGGAAGGCUAUUGAAGGUAUUAAGCAGAUGGGCGGGAAUACAUACACGGAUACUGCUUUGGAAAUGGUGCGCACGAAGCUGUUGAACAAGGCAGCAGGUGCUCGAAUGCACAGUGAAGUUCCACAAAUCGUGAUCGUGAUGACAGAUGGCGUUUCACAAGACCCGCCCGAGACUGCAAGACAAGCCCAGCUAAUCAAGGAUAUCAAAGGUGUUAAGAUAAUCUCUCUUGGCAUUGGAUUGAAGGUAAACAUGGGUGAAAUAAUGGAUCUUGCCAGUGAACCCAAGGACCACAACGCCUUCACAGUCAACAGUUAUGAUGGGCUGGAAAGCAUCAAAAAGGAACUCGCCAUUGAGGCCUGCCCGGAAGUCCUCCCGCCGUGUGACGUCACCACAAAUUGCGGCAUCAACAAAACUGCUGACGUGGCGUUUGUGUUGGGCGAGACGGUCACGAGGUCUGGGGUGUCGACAGGGAGGGCGCUGGAUUUUGUGAAAAACGUCACCGCAGACAUGCACAUUGGCCCGAACGAAAUUCGAGUUGCUAUGGUUCCGAAGGAGUGCAACACACCCGGGUAUCACUUCAACGAGUAUUCAACUUACGAAUCCAUGGUGGGUCACAUGGACAAAUACAAGAAAAUUGAGCAGACCACAGCUGCGCGUCUCAGAUACAUGACCCGUGAAACCUUCAGCGUCCGAAAUGGCGCACGAGCUGGAGUGAGGAAAAUCGCAGUGGUCAUUGUCGAUGGGAAAUCUGAAAACAGACCUGCAAUCUAUGCUGCUGCUAAGGCCGCCAAACAGGCGGGGGUGGAGCUGAUUGCCAUCGGCGUGGGUGAUAAUAUCGAGCCAAAGGAACUCGGCAUCAUUGCUACGUCACGAAGACACGUGAUCAGGCUGCAGGAUUACUCCCAGUUGAGGGGACAGCUCAGGAGACUCUUCUACAGAGUCGUCUGCAAAGGUGGAGUAGACCCCGACCCUGAUGACAGGUGCGACAAAGAGGAAGAAGAAGAAGAAGACAAUAAUGCACUUCCAUCAGGUUUCAGCAACUUCCGGGGCAACAUUCCGCCAGGAUACCCGUACUAAGACAGGACCAAUCAAUAGCUACUAUCCAAGCUGGGCAGCAAACAUUUACAGCUUAUAACAAUUUAUCUCUAAUAUGAUUAUUAAUGUUGACAUCCAAUGUCCUUAACUGUUUGGUUUAAUAUUUUAUGAUUGUGAUUUUUACACAACCAACUUAUGUGAAGAAUUCUUUAUUGACAUUCAAUAUUUAACACUGAUGUUGUCAUGUACUACUUUUAAUGACAGUUAUUCUAAUGGAUGAACAUUUAUAUGUUUAAUUAUUUUUAUUAUAACUAUUUACUGGACAUUGCUAAUAUUAGGCUGUGACUAUUACUGGAUAACGACUGUCUUAGCUCUGAACUUGAUAAUUCGCAUCUUAAUAAUGAAUUUAUAUAGCUUAGAUUUUGUGCAAUUCAAAUAAUCUGAAUUUGACGAGGCUGAAAUCAUUAAAUAAGCAUCGCCUUAAUUUAAAGUUAUUGUGCAAUAUGAAGCCGUUUAUGAAUUAUUGGACAGCUGAUCUCGACUCUCUGCACGAGACCUUUUUUGUUGCUAUAUGCAGCUGUUUUGAGACAAAAAACUUUCACUUAAGCCAGAUGUUUUUGCACCACUUCCGGUUACCACUUUUAACGUUUUUUUUUUGUCAUAACCAUUGUGCGUUAUAUAUAUUUAUAUAUAACUUUUUUCAAUUAAUAAUUAAAUUUUUAUUAGAAAUGCAUAUGUUUGAUCUGUAUUAUGAUUUUUAAUUCCUACUUUUAAUGAAAAGACCAAAAGUAGUAGACCAAAAUGUUUUCAGGCAUACUUUUUUAAUCGAUUUUUCAUUCCAUUUAUUGUUUUAUAUAUUAAUUCUUAAUCUAUAAUCUUUAAGUAUGAUUAUUAAAAGAAACAGGAAAACCUACCGAUUAAGGUUUGUUUCUUAUAACUGGCUAAUUAGAAGUAUCUAAAUGUAGCUAAUUAUGACAGAAAGAAAAUUUAUAUUCUCCGAUGUGCCUUUUGAUUUGAACUUCAAUUAUUCCUAAUUUCAACAAUUUCAUGUUUUUUUCUACUUUUACUAGUAAGCAUACAAACAAUGUAACAGUGUUAGUUGGCCAACCAAAACUCUAUGAUGCGAUGGUUGGAUUUCAUGAAUAAACACGUAUUUGAUUAGCAAAAAACAUUAA